AACCUCACAUUUCUCUCCGGCGUGUGUUUUGUCAACCAUUUGGAAACACGUGUUAGUGCAUUAUCACAGAAAAUGGAAGAUUUUGAAAUGGCAUCUCCGGUGAAGAAGGAGAAGAAAAAGAAGCGAAUAAAGCAAGAACCUGAAGAAGUGGAGAAUCUGGGGGAGCUUCAGCGUACGGGAAAUUUUCAAAUAGCCCCAUCUCAGAAGGUGGCCACAUUGGAUACCAGCAAAUGGCCACUUUUGCUGAAGAAUUUUGACCAUCUCAAUGUGAGAACAAAUCACUAUACGCCACUGCCCUUUGGGGCAUCACCACUCAACAGAGACAUCCGAGACUAUGUCAGCUCGGGCUUUAUCAAUAUAGACAAACCCUCCAAUCCCAGUUCACAUGAAGUUGUGGCGUGGCUCAAGAGAAUCCUCAAAGUCAACAAAACCGGGCAUUCCGGGACGCUGGAUCCCAAGGUGACUGGUUGCCUGAUUGUCUGCAUAGAUCGUGCCACGCGACUCGUAAAGUCCCAGCAGAGUGCAGGAAAGGAGUACGUGGCAGUGUUUAAGCUCCAUUCAGCUGUGGAGUCCCUGACAAAAGUCCACCAGGGACUGGAGAAGCUCCGUGGAGCUCUAUUCCAGCGUCCACCACUCAUUUCGGCCGUGAAGCGUCAGCUUCGAGUGAGAUCGGUCUAUGAGAGCAAACUCCUGGACUUUGACUCAUCCAGAAACCUCGGUGUCUUUUGGGUUAGCUGUGAGGCGGGCUCGUACAUCCGGACAAUGUGUGUCCAUUUGGGGCUAUUUCUGGGCGUUGGGGGGCACAUGAUUGAGCUGCGCCGGGUGAGAUCGGGCAUUCAGAGUGAGAAGGAGGGAAUGGUAACCAUGCAUGAUGUUCUCGAUGCCCAGUACAUGUAUGAUCAUCACAAGGAUGAAUCCUUGCUCAGGAGAGUCAUUCAGCCACUGGAAGGACUCCUCGUUGGACACAAGAGGAUCUUCAUGAAGGACAGUUCCGUAAAUGCGGUUUGUUAUGGUGCCAAAAUCAUGCUACCGGGAGUUUUGAGGUAUGAAGAUGGAAUUGAGUUGAAUCAGGAGAUUGUUAUUUGCACAACAAAAGGCGAAGCAAUCGCUCUGGCCAUUGCGCUCAUGACUACGGCCACAAUGGCCAGCUGUGACCAUGGCGUCUGUGCCAAGAUCAAGCGAGUGAUUAUGGAGAGGGAUGUGUAUCCCAGAAAAUGGGGCCUGGGGCCCAAGGCAUCAGCCAAGAAGGCGCUAGUCGCUGCGGGGAAAUUGGACAAAUACGGACGUCCAAAUGAGAAUACCCCCAAGGAAUUCCUCACCAGCUACGUGGACUACAGCGCAAAGGGAACAAGUUCAAAUGGCCAGGAAGAUCCUGAAGAACUGCGCAAUAAGCGAAAACUGAGCAUGGGAAGUACAACAGCAGAAGCUGACACGACUCUUGAUACGAGUCAAACGGAUUUGAGUGGUGAGAAGAAGAAAAAGAAGAAGAAGAAGCACGAUGAGGAGGCUCCUGCUGAGGCAACAGAACAGCCCGGAGAGGUCAAAGAAAAGAAGAAGAAGAAAAAGAAGGACAAAGUGAAGCAGGAAGAGGUUGAAUGAGUGAUGAGAUGGAGUGAAAGGAAAUUGGAUGCGGGUGCAAAAAAAAUGCAUUUUUAGAUCUCCGAAUGAAAGGUGAGUUUAAAACAAAAAGAAUUAUAAUUUUACAAAUUUCCAUGUUUUACUGGAAUAAAAAUUCGGAAAGAGACACUUAAAUUUCAAUAAAGAAUAUUAAAAAUAAAA
This is a messenger RNA of Phlebotomus papatasi, 1779 nucleotides long. RefSeq names its product H/ACA ribonucleoprotein complex subunit 4 (gene Nop60B). The transcript has 5 exons. Lineage: Eukaryota; Metazoa; Arthropoda; Insecta; Diptera; Psychodidae. Gene Ontology annotation, cellular component: box H/ACA snoRNP complex. The coding region runs from base 73 to 1599 and encodes 508 amino acids. Gene Ontology annotation, biological process: rRNA pseudouridine synthesis; mRNA pseudouridine synthesis; snRNA pseudouridine synthesis. The record is from RefSeq and is a predicted model, not a curated record. Gene Ontology annotation, molecular function: RNA binding; pseudouridine synthase activity.